AUGAGGAUCAUGCUUCUGCUACACUGGCUUGGGGUGUGUCUGUCCUUUUCUGGGCACACACGGGCUGAGCACUCCCAAUAUCACAGUCCUCCAGAAGUGGUGAUUCCCUUGAAGGUAACAAACACUGGCCUCAAAACGAAGCUUCCAGGCUGGCUCUCUUAUGGUCUGCAUUUUGGGGGUGAGAGACAUGUUAUCCACAUAAAAGUCAAGAAGCAUUUGCUGUCCAGACACCUGCCAGUGUUCACCUACUCAGACCAGGGUGCUCUCCUUGAGGACCAGCCUUUUGUUCAGGAUGACUGCUACUAUCAUGGUUAUGUGGAGGGGGACCCAGAAUCCCUGGUUGCCCUCAGUACCUGUUCUGGGGGCUUUAAAGGAAUAAUACAGACAAAUGACAUUGUUUAUGAAAUUAAGCCCAUGAUUUUUUCUACCAAAUUUGCACAUCUAGUAUAUAAAAUGGACACCAAAGAGACUCAAUUUCCAACCACGAAAUCUGGCUUUAUACAAGAGGAAAUUGUACAUCAAUUUGAGUUUCAAGAGAUUGGUAAUUCUACUCUGAAGCAAAGUUCUUAUGAGGAUUGGUGGGUCCAUCGGUUCUUUAUUGAAAUGGCAGUGGUGAUUGACCAUACCCUCUAUCUUCAUUAUGAAAAAAAUAUCUCAAGGUUGCAGGAAGAUCUAUAUGUUAUUGUAAAUAUAGUGGACUCCAUUUAUGAAGUAAUGGAUCUUAAGUUAUUAUUGUUUGGUAUGGAGGUGUGGACUCAAACAAACUACAUUGAAGUAGAUGAUGCAAAGAGAUCUCUGAGACAGUUUUGCCUUUGGAAGGCUAACAACCUUAUUUCCCGCCUGCCACAUGAUACUGCACACCUUUUUAUGCACAAGACAAUAAGAGGAUUAAGUGGUUUAGGUUUGGUUGGAGGACUGUGUAAAUCAGAGUAUAGUUGUGCAAUUGUUACUUUUGUAAACAAAUCCUUGACCAUUAUUGGAAUUGCAGUAGCUCAUCAUGUGGGCCAUAAUUUGGGUAUAUCUCAUGAUAGACUAUUUUGUACAUGUGGCAAAUUUAAAUGUAUAAUGCAUCAUGAUAAUCCACCAAUAACUAAAUUUAGCAAUUGUAGUUAUUCCCAGUUUUGGGGGUAUUCUAUAGUUAGGGCAACAUGUUUGCGCUACACUAUACAUGCAAAGGACAUAUUUACACGGAAGCGCUGUGGGAAUGGUGUCGUUGAAGAAGAUGAGGAAUGUGACUGUGGACCUUUACAGCAUUGUGCAAAAGAUGCCUGUUGUCUGUCAAACUGCACUCUGAGUUUUGGGUCUCAUUGUGCUUUUGGGCUUUGUUGCGAGGACUGCAAGUUCUUACCAUCAGGGCAAGUGUGUAGAAAGGAGGUCAAUGAAUGUGAUCUUCCAGAGUGGUGCAAUGGAACAUCCCAUAAGUGCCCAGAUGAUGUGUAUGUGGAAGAUGGAAUUCCCUGUAAUGUGAGUGCCUACUGCUAUGAAAAGAGAUGUAAUGACCGCACUUCACAGUGUAGGCAGAUUUUUGGCCAAGAGGCAAAGAAUGCAAAACACAGUUGUUACAAACAAAUAAACACUUUAGGGGACCGUUUUGGUAACUGUGGUACCCAAAACUUUUCAUAUUUAAAAUGUAAUAUCUCAGAUAUCUUGUGUGGGAGGGUUCAGUGUGAGAACGUGGCUGAAAUUCCCCUUCUGAGAGAUCAUUCUACUGUUCAUUGGACUUACUACGAUGGCAUCAACUGCUGGGGUACUGACUACCACAUUGGGAUGACUAUACCUGAUAUGGGUGAAGUGAAAGAUGGCACAGAGUGCGGUGCAGAACAUCUCUGCAUCCACAAGAAGUGUGUCCAUAUAUCUCACUUGGAUAGUAAUUGUUCACCUACGUUCUGUAACAGAAGGGGAAUUUGCAACAAUAAACAUCACUGUCAUUGCAACUAUAUGUGGGACCCUCCCAACUGCCUAAUAAAAGGCCAUGGAGGUAGUGUUGACAGUGGUCCACCCCCUAGGAGACAGAAGAUAAAGAAGAUUUACCUGUUACUAUUUUCACUUCUUUGGUUGUUAAUUUUAUUAUGUUGUCUUUUCUUUCUUUGUAUGAAAAAAAGAAAAAAGAAAAAAGAGCAAGAAGUGCAGCCUCAACCUCAAAUGAAAAUGUGUGCUUCUCUGAUGGUGUGA
Molecule: messenger RNA, 2172 nt
Organism: Hipposideros armiger (great roundleaf bat)
Lineage: Eukaryota; Metazoa; Chordata; Mammalia; Chiroptera; Hipposideridae
Gene: ADAM29
Product: ADAM metallopeptidase domain 29
Exons: 2
Coding region: 1-2172 (723 amino acids)
Biological process (GO): proteolysis; male gonad development
Cellular component (GO): sperm head plasma membrane; plasma membrane; external side of plasma membrane
Molecular function (GO): metalloendopeptidase activity
Source: RefSeq, a predicted model, not a curated record